Hydractinia symbiolongicarpus is the source of this 2620-nucleotide messenger RNA. RefSeq lists its product as uncharacterized. The transcript has 2 exons. Bases 990 to 1976 code for a protein of 328 amino acids. NCBI's taxonomy places the organism in Eukaryota, Metazoa, Cnidaria, Hydrozoa, Anthoathecata, Hydractiniidae. Gene Ontology annotation, molecular function: nucleic acid binding; 3'-5' exonuclease activity. Gene Ontology annotation, biological process: nucleobase-containing compound metabolic process. The record is from RefSeq and is a predicted model, not a curated record.
AAUAGACCAAAAUGCCUGAUCUUAGUUGUUUUUAAUUUACAGGCUGUGUCUGUAAAACUUUAAGGGGAACAUUUGGUGGAAGACAAUGGCAUGACAUAUACUGAUAGAACUGAUUUUUGUUGUGUUAGAUGUUAUAUCUGAACCUUUUUGACAUUUUAUGUUAAUUUUGCGAGGAAGGACCAUAUAUAUAUAUAUAUAUAUAUAUACAGAAGAAGAAUUCAAUUUUACACCUUGCAAGCUUUGUUUUUCUAUAUUUUGUAUAAAUUCUUACUGGGGAGGACUCCGUGCAAUAUAUCGAAAUGACUGAUCCUUCUCGAUUUAAAUUUGAUGUGUUCUAAAUCGUAUAUAGUUUUGGAAAUUUUGUGUAAGAUUUAAUGGGUAAGGGCUAGAUGCAAUAUGUCAAAAAAAACUUUUUUUGUUGAAUCAGAAGCACUCCCUACAACCAUUCUUUUUUUUACAGUUUGUGAAGCUUUUGUGAGGAAAGAGUGUAUGCAAUAUUAUCGAAAUAACUGAUUUCUGUUGCAAACUGUCUUUCUUAGGCAUUUUGGAUUAAAAUAUUGUUUUAGAGGGCAUAUGCAGUAGAUAUAUGUACCGAAAUAAUUAAAUUUUGUAAAACUUUGAUUUUGUCGUUACCUCUCAUUUUUUACAUUUUGAUUAAACUUUUGUGGGAGACCGUCGGUAUGCGAAGGACCAAAAUAAGAGAUUUUAGUAUUAUUUAGAAUUUGUAUUUUGUGUUGCAAAAUUGGUGCAAAAAUUGACAUAAAAUAAACUUAUAUACAGAUUGAUUGCUGUUGUUUAACAUGACUCAUUAUGACUUAUAUAUAUAUUUUAUGAAAAUUUGUGACAGAAUACUAUGUGAGAUUUGAAAUUUUGUUUACUUUAUUGAUGGUAAAACAGCAUGCAAAUUGCUAAAAGGACUUUAUUAAUUUUAGAUUUAAACACCGUUAUUUUGUUGGCAUUUUGUCUAAAGUUUGCGACUUUCGGCAACAAUGGCUGACGAUUAUUCUUUAAAAUUGGCAGCUUCCAUGACAAUGCCAAGAUUGGUGGAGCAAUUGGAUCAGGUAACUCGUACUUUUACUGGCUCUAUUGAAUUAAUCGAUACAACAGACGGUGUAAGGAACGCAGUAAAAAAACUGAGGAAAUAUACUGAACUUUCCUUGGAUUGUGAAGGUGUGCGUCUUGGAAGGGAUGGAAAAAUGAUGUUAUUGCAACUUGGAGCAAAGGGAGACACAGUUUACCUCUUUGAUGUUUUAAAACUUGGCAAAGCGCUUUUUGAACUUGGUGUCAAGGACAUACUUGAAAGUUCAAUCAUUGUUAAGUAUGUUUUCGACUGUCGUCAAGAUUCAGUUUCUUUGUGGCUGGAAUAUCAAGUGAAGUUAUCCAAUGUUUUUGACAUGCAACUGUUGGAGUAUUUGUGUAGAAAAAAAGCAGGUACUUCGUUUCGAAGACCCACAAAACGAUGGCAUUAUCGGUUGCCAGUAAUUCGGGGAAUGAAUGAUACAGUGUCAAAGUAUGUUAGCUUAUACAACCUUGGCUUUGGUUCCUUGCCGUUCUCUGCCAUCAAAGAUGCUGGUCACAAUUUGAUAAAUACAGAGCAAACCAUUUGGCGUUACCGUCCUAUCAGUAAUGGUUUAAAGAUAUAUGCUGCUUUGGAUAUUGUUAUGACAUGGGCAAUUGUAGAUGGUUUGCAAAGAUAUGAGAAAUUGGAAGGUGUUACUAGAGAAAGGAUAAAAAUUGCGUCCGAGCGAUACGCUGCUGUAAGAAGAGAUGUUGGACACAUCGAUAAAAUUUUUAUUCACACAUCAUUGUUAUUAAGCUACAUCAUUCCUGAAGUGUCUGGAGGUCAUAUAGUUCCAUUUCCAACUUGUGAUCGUAAAUGUUCCGGUUGUCAACGUGAAAUGCCAAGCCAGGAUUUUCGCACUAACUUGUGUAUUGAUUGCAAUGAAAUACAACGAGUAAGUGUGCACCGAAGAUAAUUAUGAUAUGUUAGGAGUUUUGAAAUUUCAUACUUUUUGCAAAAGCUAUAAGUUGUCAAUUUAACGGUUUAACUUAGAUGCCAAGGCCACCAUAUAAUAUUUGUGUGAUCAAUUAUUUCAUUUUAUUGUAAUGGGGCAUUGUAUUUAGUUGUUUCAUGUUAUGGCAUGUUAAGAAAGGGUUUUAGUGAAGAAUAAUUACCAGUCAGUUGUGGCAGCCUUAGUAGUAGCAAGCUGCUUAAUACGUUCUCUGUAGUUUUUCAGUUAUCUCCGAGUAACCGAAUAUCUAGGGGGUUGGGGUAAAUAGUUUGACUUAACACAUGUUCCAGAUAAUGUCCUAUUUUCUAUCUCUUCUAUACCAAAAGUAAAUAAAAAAUAAGAAAAAAUUAAAACCUGACAUUUAUCUAGUCUCUAAUUUCUUUUUUUCAAGUAAAAAGUUAAAAAAACGUUUAAGGGGCCCAAGAAAAUGGUUCUACAUAAUAAACGUUUGAGUUGCACGGUGUUCGAGUGACCGGAAGAUAACUGUAUAUAAAUAAUUAGUUAUAAUAUUUUAUCGUUAUAUUCGUUUAUUUUCUUAUAUUUUACUAUUCUUGUACAAGACUGCAAGAAUUUGCUUGUAUACCUUAAACAAAAUGUUUAAAACCAAA